Molecule: messenger RNA, 2826 nt
Organism: Sarcophilus harrisii (Tasmanian devil)
Lineage: Eukaryota; Metazoa; Chordata; Mammalia; Dasyuromorphia; Dasyuridae
Gene: LGI4
Product: leucine rich repeat LGI family member 4
Exons: 9
Coding region: 490-2118 (542 amino acids)
Biological process (GO): myelination in peripheral nervous system; neuron maturation
Molecular function (GO): protein binding
Source: RefSeq, a predicted model, not a curated record
CUCCUUUGGUGCCCUUUCUUCCUGCUUGGGGGUGGGGGGGAGGCUUGGGGUCCGUUCUGUCCCCUCCCUGGAGGCGGUGUCUUUCCUAAUGGUCUCUGACCCUCCCCCCUCCGACAUCCUCUCCCCCCUCACCCCGCCACCCCUCAACUCCGGCCUGAGUCUCUUUCCCAACCCCUCAGGGAGAAAGGGACUGGAGGAGGGAGCUAGUGACAGACAGGGACCGGAGACAGAGGGCUCGGGAGGCAAAGGAGAGGCCCAGACAAAGGCAGCCAGAGAGGGAGGCGGCCGGGACUGGGAGAUAGCGCUGCCCUGGGCAGGAGGAGGCAGGGGCUGGCCCAAACCGGCCGAGGCCGGAGGCCGGGGGGGCACGCCGAGGCAAGGGCAGGGCCCACGGGCCAGGGGCCCCAGGGAGCCGGCCUGACGGGCCUGGGCUGGAAGGUAGAGGAAAGGAGGCGCCACCACAGACCCGGACCCACUCGCGGAGACACCAUGGGGGGGCUGGAGGGAGCCAGGCUGCUGCUGCUCCUGCUGCUCUUAGGGGGGGCAGGGACGGCCUGGGAACCACACAAGGGGAAGUGCCCCCCAAGUUGUUCCUGUACCAAAGACAGUGCCCUGUGCACCGGCUCCCCCCACGUGCCCGAAGGCUUUCCCCCUACCCUGCUGUCCCUGUCUCUGGUAAGAUCUGAAGUGACUCACCUUACCUCUGGCAGCUUCCUAGAGGUCCCUUCCCUGCACCUUCUUCUCUUCACAGCCAACACCUUCUCUGUGAUUGGAGAUGAUGCGUUUGCUGGGCUCUCCUACCUCCAGUAUCUGUUCAUUGAGGACAAUAACAUCAGCUCCAUCUCCAAGAAUGCCCUGCGGGGGCUGAGAUCCCUCACACACCUGAGUUUGGCCAAUAAUCACCUGCAGACACUGCCCAAGUUCCUGUUCCGAGGACUGGAGACCCUGAGCCAUGUGGAUCUUCGGGGAAACCCCUUCCUCUGUGACUGCCGCCUGCUGUGGCUGGUCCUGUGGCUGCCCCGAGUGAAUGCCAGCGUGGGAGCGGGGGCCUGUGCUGGGCCCCCUCCAUUAGCCAAUAAACAGCUCCAGCACCUGGACCCGGACACCUUCCACUGCAGGACUGUAGAGCUGUCCUGGUUCCAGACUCUAGGGGAACCAGCGCUUGGUGUGGAAACCUUCUCCUACCUGGGGGAGCCGCACGUGGUGCUGGCCCAGCCCUUCGUGGGCAGGUGCCUCUUCCUGGUCUGGGAUUACCUGCAGCAGCGCUUCCGACCAGAUGGAGAGAUCCCAGCGCCGUCGGUGGUGGCCUGUAAGCCCCUGGUGCUAGGCUCGCGGCUGUUCGUGCUCGUGGCCCGGCUGUGGGGGGGAUCCCAGCUGUGGUCCCGCCCGAGCCGGGGGCUGCGUCUGUCGCCGUCCCAGGCCCUGGCCCCGGAGCUGCUGCUCAAACCCAACGACGCCGAGCUGCUCUGGCUGGACGGGGAGCCGUGCUUCGUGGUGGCCGAGGCGUCCAAGGCCGGCCGCACCACCCUGCUGUGCCGCGACGGGCCGGGCCACGGCUUCUACCCGCGCCAGAGCCUGCACGCGUGGCACCGCGACACGGACGCCGAGCCCCUGGAGCUGGCCGGGGAGCCGCACCUGCUGCUGGCCUCGGCCUCGCAGAGGCCCGUGCUCUACCGCUGGCAGCACGGCCGCUUCUCGCGGCGCACCGACGUGCCCGAGGCCGAGGACGUCUACGCCACUCGCCACUUCCAGGUGGCUGGAGACGUGCUGGUCUGCCUGACCCGCUACCUGGGCGACUCCAUGGUGAUGCGCUGGGAUGGGUCCAUGUUCCGUCCACUGCAGGCACUGCCCUCCCGAGGUUCCCUCAUCUUCCAGCCAUUGCUCAUUGCUGGGGACCAGCUAGUCCUGCUGGGGAGCGACUUCACCUAUAGCCUGGUGUUCCAAUAUGAGCCAGACUCGGGGCUCCUGAAGCUGCUGCAGGAGCUGGGGCCUCCGGUGCCCUCGGCUCCCCGGGCCUUCUCUUUCAUCUCCGUGGCCGGCCGGAGGUUUCUCUUCACUGCCAACUUCAAGGGCCCCACCCAAGUCUACCAGCAUCUCAUCCAGGACCUCAGUGCCUGAACAGGAAGGGACGGAGACCCCCACUCCUUCUCCCAUGAGCCCAGAGGGGCUGGGAAAUGUGACUGCAUCUCAACAUGGAAGAGCCCGGUGCUGGGAGGUCAGGAGACCAAGGGUCACUCCGCCACAACUAAUUUACUGAGCGAGUCCAGUCUCUUAUUUGUUCUAAAUUUCCUUUCUUGGAAAAAGGAAAGGGAUUGGACUGGUGACCUUUAAGGAGCCCUCAGUUCUAGCAUCCUGUGAGUCUUUGAAAGUUGGGUGAGGAUGGGGCUGAGGAGACACUCCUUGGAGGAGUUAGUAUGGCAUAAUGGAAAUGGUGUUUGAAGUCUUGGGUUCUAUUCUUUGCUCCACUUCAUCUAUGAAAUGGGUUGAUGGCAGCAAAGGGUUGUCUUGGAUAAUCCCAAAGGACCCUUCCAGCUUUUAACGCCUAUGACCUAGAAGUCUAUUGGGACUGUCCCACCGAACACUCAGAUUCUGAGACCGUGGCCCAGACAGUGCCCCUGACCCUCCUGGCCACUGAGGGGACUUGCCUUCUGAGAAACCACAUAUUGAGCCAGAGACUCCCAAUCAUCGGGAAGCUGCCCCUGACAUGGUGGCAACUGGGUAGCAGAGAAAUGGCAGCGAUAGACCAGUGUGGCCAGCUCUGGGCUCGGAACUAGGAAAGCUCCGUUGGAAUGUUCCUAAUAUUAAAUUAUGGGAUUCUGAGCACAA